Molecule: messenger RNA, 1447 nt
Organism: Mycetomoellerius zeteki
Lineage: Eukaryota; Metazoa; Arthropoda; Insecta; Hymenoptera; Formicidae
Product: lipase 3
Exons: 7
Coding region: 1-1242 (413 amino acids)
Biological process (GO): lipid metabolic process
Molecular function (GO): hydrolase activity, acting on ester bonds
Source: RefSeq, a predicted model, not a curated record
AUGCGGUCAAUCGUGAUAGCAUUCCUCUUGUUAUUUUGCGACCUUGUCGCUGCAGUGACAUUUGACAUUCCGCAAGAUACCUCGCUGAGCGCGCUUAUGAAUAUGAUGCGGGAUAGCAAGGAACAGCUGAACAGCGCCAAAUUCAAUCCCGAUGCCAACCUUAAUACAGUGCAAUUGAUAAGAAAAGCUGGUUAUCCCGCGGAGGCUCAUGUUAUACAGACGCAGGACGGUUACCUUUUAACCCUUCAUCGUAUCCCAGGUGACAAGCAUCAGCCCGUGUUGUUGCAGCAUGGUUUGUUGUGCAGCUCUGCUGAUUGGGUCAUUGCCGGCAAGGAUAAAGGACUUGCUUUCAUAUUGGCUGAUCAGGGCUAUGACGUUUGGUUGGGCAAUAUUCGUGGGAAUACUUAUUCAAGAGCGCAUGUUUCUUUAUCUCCAUCGGAUUCAAGAUUUUGGAAUUUCAGCUUUCAUGAAAUGGGCAUCUAUGAUUUACCUACGAUGAUUUCGUAUAUCACGAAUACGACGUCACAUCCAUUGCACACAUACAUUGGUCAUUCGAUGGGUACAACUGCUUUUUAUGUAAUGGCAGCGGAACGUCCAGAAAUUGCUCCAAUGGUGCAAAUGAUGAUUAGUCUCGCGCCUGCAGUUUUUGUGAACCAUAUGAAAAGUCCAAUACGAUAUUUUUCUCGUUUCGCAUACAACUUUAAGAAAAUCGCAGAGUUCUUCGGCGAAGACGAGUUUCUGCCGCAGAACAGUGUGCUACAGUUUCUGUCUAAGUAUGGCUGUGAGAUAUUUGAUAUUGAGAAAGCGAUCUGUGCCAACUUGAUAUUCCUAAUCUGUGGAUUCGACAAAGAACAGUUCAACUACACUCUGCUACCAGUAAUUCUGAAUCACGACCCAGCCGGCGCCUCGACCAAAACGCUGGUGCACUUCAGCCAGGAAAUCGAAUCGGGCAAAUUUUGUCAAUACGACUAUGGACGCGAACAAAAUUUGCUGAUUUACAAUGCAACGGAACCGCCGAACUACAAUUUAACGAGCAUCACCGUGCCAGUUGCGAUAUUUUACGCCGAUAACGAUUGGUUAGCCAAUAGUCUGGAUGUGAAGAAACUUUACCACCUGUUACCCAACAAAUUAGAUAUGUACAGAGUACCGUUUCCUAAAUUCAAUCACCUGGAUUUCAUCUGGGGCAAGGACGCGCCUGAGCUCGUGUACAAGAGACUGCUUGAGAUUAUGAAGAAGAUUUGAAACUGUUAAAGAUUAUGAAGAAGAUGAAUGUGCCAUAACGGUAAUAAAGAUAAGAGAUGACACCAAAUCUUUUCAGUGUUAUUGUGAUCAUAAAUUAAAAAUAAUUCAGCUUAUACUAUUUUAUAAUAGUUUGUGUAAGUAUAUUAGAAUGGUACUAUUUUGGCACUUUGAUCGUUAUUUUGACAUGAAACUGGAUGAAUUUUAU